Cyprinodon variegatus (sheepshead minnow) is the source of this 934-nucleotide messenger RNA. It is a transcript of the gene lin7a, whose product is annotated as lin-7 homolog A (C. elegans). Gene Ontology annotation, biological process: maintenance of epithelial cell apical/basal polarity; protein localization to basolateral plasma membrane; neurotransmitter secretion. Lineage: Eukaryota; Metazoa; Chordata; Actinopteri; Cyprinodontiformes; Cyprinodontidae. Gene Ontology annotation, molecular function: L27 domain binding. Gene Ontology annotation, cellular component: MPP7-DLG1-LIN7 complex; synapse; basolateral plasma membrane. The record is from RefSeq and is a predicted model, not a curated record. The transcript has 6 exons. Bases 84 to 737 code for a protein of 217 amino acids.
CCUCUAACCACUCCCAGCCUCCCUCUCUCUGUCUGUGAUGCUGCAGCUCCUGUACUCUCUCCAGUCUCCAGUAAACAGCAGUCAUGGCGACAGUGGUCCAGCCGCUCACACUGGAAAGAGAUGUUGCCCGAGCUAUUGAGCUGCUGGAGAAGCUGCAGGAAUCAGGGGACGUUCCUGGACAUAAGCUGCAGUCUCUGAAAAAGGUUCUGCAGAGCGAGUUCUGCACAGCAAUCAGAGAGGUCUAUCAGUACAUGCAUGAAACGAUUACAGUGAAUGGCUGCCCAGAGUACCAGGCGAGAGCCACGGCUAAGGCCACAGUUGCAGCCUUCGCAGCCAGCGAAGGUCACUCUCACCCACGGGUGGUGGAGCUUCCCAAGACAGAGGAAGGGUUAGGCUUCAAUGUGAUGGGUGGCAAGGAGCAGAACUCACCUAUAUACAUCUCCCGCAUCAUUCCUGGAGGUGUGGCUGAAAGGCACGGCGGCCUAAAACGAGGGGAUCAGCUGCUGUCUGUCAACGGCGUGAGUGUAGAAGGAGAGCAUCACGAGAAAGCCGUGGAGCUGCUGAAGGCGGCCAAAGACAGCGUGAAGCUGGUGGUCCGCUACACCCCCAAAGUGCUCGAGGAGAUGGAGGCUCGCUUCGAGAAGCUCCGUACGGCGCGGCGGCGUCAGCAGCAGCAGCUCCUGAUGCAGCAGCAGCAGCAACAGAAUCUGGCUGCUCAGCAAAAUCACAUGUCGUAGGUUGUUCCAGAAGAAGAAGAAGUAGAAACGUUGAGCGAUGGAUCGUAAAGAUCACCUGUACGCAUCGAGGGUCCCAAAGGAAAUCUCUUUGUAGUGGAGGAAAUCAACAAUAAGACUCUCUUGACCUCCUCAGUCUCCCUUCCAGUGAACCACCGCUUACUGAGCAAAGAGAGAAUUUGGUGUGAAACUGGUGCUUU